GCGUAUCCAAGAUUGUAAUCAUCGUAUUUAUAGUUGAAAUUGAAAGAGACGCAUGCAAGAACUCAUAAAACAACAAAAGACGGGUCCCCUCUACCGGAAAAUGUAGAAAGCUCGCGGACAAGGACAAGAGCAUCAGUCUUAAAAUUACAACAAAACCAAGGGCAUUUCUGCAAAAAAUAAAAUCAAAUUUCCCAUCUUUUUCACCCUGCACGUUACCCCAUCACGGACCGUCCAUUUCUGUGAUCCAAAUUGCACCCGACUUACAGAGACCCAUAAAAAGCUAGAAACCCUGUUUAACACGCACCAAAGGUCCAAAACACUUCCCCACCUUCCUUCUCUCUGUUUUUUAAAUCGAAUUUUAUACAAAUAUAGUCCGUUCAGUCUAUCACUUCAUCUCUUCCCAACACCACCCAAAACCUCGCCGGAAACAACUGUUCUCCGGCGGAAAACCCCCUUUCGCCACCGACCCAUUACCAUGUCCACCACUCCCAUCUCCUAUCCAAUAACCUCAAGACCCUUUUUUUCUCUCGCACCCGCCACCGCAGCCUCAAAACUGUUUGCACGCCCGCAUUCCCACACCAAAAGCUCUCUCUUAUCCUCCUAUCAUUUCCUCAAUAGGGUAUUCAGAAAUGGGGCUGCUCUGUCGAUAAGAGCUUGCUCGACGUCGCCGUUUAUCGGCAGAGUCGGGUCGCAGAGGAGGGAAGGCAACGCGUCACUGCUGUCGUUUGGGAAAAACUCACCAGCUGAAAUAUCGAAAGGGGCUUCCGACAACUCGUCGUCGUCUCAGGUCUUAUCUGCAAUGCUUCCUUUCGUCGUUGCUGCUACCGCCAUUGCUGCUCUGGCUCAGCCGUCAACGUUCACUUGGGUAUCCAAGGAUUUAUAUGCCCCUGCUCUUGGUGGGAUCAUGCUGUCAAUUGGAGUCAAACUGUCGAUUGAUGAUUUUGCACUUGCAUUCAAAAGACCUUUACCCCUCUCUGUUGGGUUUAUCGCGCAGUAUGUACUGAAACCGGUACUUGGGGUACUAAUUGCUAACGCAUUUGGCGUGCCAAGGAUGUUCUACGCUGGCUUUGUCCUCACUGCUUGUGUUGCAGGGGCUCAGCUGUCUAGCUACGCUAGUUUCUUGAGCAAAGGAGACGUGGCCUUGAGCAUUCUCCUCACCAGCACCACCACCAUUGCUUCCGUGAUCGUAACCCCUUUACUAACCGGCCUUUUAAUCGGUUCUGUUGUUCCGGUUGAUGCUGUUGCCAUGUCAAAGUCGAUAUUGCAGGUGGUUCUUGUUCCGGUCACAAUUGGUCUUGUGCUCAAUACUUAUGCAAAACCAGUUGUCAAUUUCCUUCGACCAGUGAUGCCAGUUGUUGCUAUGAUAUGCACUUCAUUGUGCAUUGGCAGUCCUCUUGCAAUUAACCGGAGUCAAAUUCUAUCUGUAGAGGGUUUCCGGUUGAUAUUUCCAGUCAUAGCAUUUCAUGCGGUGGCCUUUACACUAGGAUACUGGGUAUCGAAAACUCCAGGUUUGAGGCAAGAAGAAGAAGUUAGCAGGACACUUUCCUUAUGUACGGGAAUGCAGAGUUCCACUUUGGCAGGGUUACUUGCAAGCCAAUUCCUUGGGAGCAGCCAGGCCGUUCCUCCAGCAUGUUCGGUUGUUGCCAUGGCCAUCUUGGGCCUUUUUCUUGCAUCUUUCUGGGGCACCGGCUCUCAAAUCAGAGACCUUCCGUCCCUACUAACACCUCGAACAGGUUCUCCAGUGAAGGCUUAGCAAUGAAAACAACAAUCAGAGAACUCAUGGGGCAUGGAUAACGCUAAGUUAGUACACACUGAUGGUCGUGGUUACUAGCACAGAACAUUACAAGGACGAUACAACAAAAAGGAAGAUCGCUGUCAUGUUGAACCACCUCAACUGGUUUGGAAAGCAACUACUGCUUACAGAGCGGAUCGGGAACCAAAAACAGACGGACGGCGGGAAAACAUAGUUUAGGCUAGAGUUGUAAAGUUGUAAAGCUCUUGUACUAUAGGUGUGUAUCUUUAUGUUACUUUGUAAGUAAUGAUCCAAAGGUAUACAUAAAUGUUGUCCUCUCUCUCAGGCCCAACAUAGAUAGACAUUUUAUGGGCUGACUACGGAGUGCUUGUUAGUUGUGAUCUUGUGAAUAGUAAGAGUUCACUGUUUACACA
This is a messenger RNA of Pyrus x bretschneideri (Chinese white pear), 2166 nucleotides long. RefSeq names its product probable sodium/metabolite cotransporter BASS3, chloroplastic. The transcript is spliced from 5 exons. Bases 476 to 1753 code for a protein of 425 amino acids. Gene Ontology annotation, cellular component: membrane. The record is from RefSeq and is a predicted model, not a curated record. Lineage: Eukaryota; Viridiplantae; Streptophyta; Magnoliopsida; Rosales; Rosaceae.